This is a messenger RNA of Entrophospora candida, 195 nucleotides long. Lineage: Eukaryota; Fungi; Glomeromycota; Glomeromycetes; Entrophosporales; Entrophosporaceae. The record is from the annotation of a GenBank genome assembly.
AUGUUAGCUUUAACUGAAUUUCAACGUGGCAAAAUAAUGAACCCAUUUCCAAACAGUCAAAAUUCUCGUGCUAUUAAAAAAUAUAUUGAUUGUGAAGGUCUUGCCACAAAGCAGCAAAGUGGUCGUCCAAAAUUAAUUAUCAACGAAAAUCAGAAGCAAAAUAAUCAAAAGUCUGCUAAACAACGACAAACAAUA